GCGCGCUGUCGUGUGUGUUGCUUCUCCAUCAUAACAUCAACUGGAAGACAUGGACGACCUUUCAGCUCAAUUUCAACAUGAGUCGGUUUUGAUUGAUAUUUUAUGGAGGCAGGAUGUGGAUUUGGGGGUGGAGCGCGAGAUCUUUGAUGGAUGUCUCCGGCAGAGGGAGGAGGAGACCAUGAGAGCGAGAACAAGAGAAAGAGACUUGAAAAGAGAGAGAGAGCUUGAAAGGAUAAUGCAGAGGUUACAAAAACUAGACAAGGAAACUGGAGAGUGUUUGCCUAGCCCUGCAUCUGUGAACUCUCAGGCUGUGCCUUUCUCAGAAAUGUUACCCUCUACGGUGUCGACUCAGUCUUCACCUGUUACCCAGAAUCCCUUGUUGUCUGCCCUGCUGUUUUCUCAGAAGCCUCAGAAGCUUCCUACUCAGAAGCAGGGUUUCGGUGAGCUGGCGUCGCUGCCAGAUUUACAGUAUUAUCUGGAUGUCUUGGAGUCUGAGAGCUCAAGCUUGCCCCUAGAGGACAUCGCUGAAAUCUGCCAACCUAACCUCCCCGAUCCACAUCCGGAAAACUCAACAGAUGCUUUCUGCUGCAUCAGUGAGCUCACACAGGCUAUAUCAGACUCCUUAACAUGCAUACCCUCUGAUCCAGUAGAAGUCCUGGAAACAUGCAUACCGACACUCUCAGAUUCCAGCAACUCUAUGUAUUCCCCCUCAAAUGCAAUCUACACCCCUGAGAACGAAGUCAUUUUACCCAAAUGCCAGAUCAACGAUUCGGUCCUCAGUGAGUUUUGCUCUGAGCUAAACACAUACACCAUUAAUGCUGACCAAUUAAACAUGGCACCUGCCCAACAGACUCUCUCCCAAUUCGAGGAGCGUCACGUUCUGCUGGAUUUUGAUGACUCGGCUUCUGUGGGCUCUGUGGAUUUAGAGACUUCCCUCUACGAGUCCUUAAGUAACGAACAGUCGGACAAAGACGAGCUGGAGAGCAUCCAAUCAGAUUACACCGAUCUGCUGUCAUUAUCCGCAGAUUCAACAAUGUAUGAAACUGUUACAAACGCAGAAAAGCAAACACAAAAGACUAGUGUUCGCCGCGGGUGUCGGGACGAACAGCGAGCCCGAGCGUUGAGCUUGCCUUUGAGUGUGCAUGACAUCAUCCACCUGCCUGUGGAAGCGUUCAAUGAAGCCAUUAGCACAUGUAAACUCAACCACGCUCAGCACACGCUCAUCAGAGACAUCCGGAGGCGGGGUAAAAACAAAAUGGCCGCCCAAAGCUGCCGCAAACGGAAGAUGGAUAGUCUCUUCGGGCUCGAAGACGAGAUUGAGGACCUGAAGAGGAAGAAGGAUCAAUGCAUGGAAGAGAAAGAGAGGAACGCGAGAGAACUUUGUGAGAUGAAGGAGAAGGUCGGGAAACUUUACAUUGAAGUGUUCAGAAUGUUAAGAGAUGAGCGCGGGAAAUCGUACAGUCCCAGAGAGUACAAACUACAGCUCAGCACUGACGGCACGGUUUACCUGCUGCCUCGUAACAGAGCACUCAAGAACAAGAUGUCGACAGAGGAUUUAAAUAUUGCUGUAUAACAAUUCAACGACUUUAUAUUUGGUUUUAUUGAGAUGUUGUGGACGUCAUUGACCUUAUUUAUGACCUCUUGAUGACGUACUAUGAACACUUGUGAUCAGAUUAGUUGGUUUACUGAGUUGAUGGACAAUUUAUUCAGCGGACAUUGCAUCAUCAUUCCAGCUUCUGGUUUCAAUCAUGCAUUACAAUGACUGUAUAACUGGACUCUUAUUUUGAAAACAGGCAUACUAAAUGGGGCAGUUUUGUGAAGCAGGCAUUCAAGAACAACCACACAAUGUUCACAGCUCUUCAGAAUGUAAAAUGCGAGAUUAUAAACUUAUUCUGUGCUCCCCAAAGAGACAUAAAGUCUGUUUAAAGUAUCUUUUGCUAGUUUGACAUAUAAACAUUGUGAUAUUUCCUGCGUAUGUUUGUAAUGAGGCAACAAACACAUGUAAACCGAUUAAUAUACAUGUUUAAUGUAGGUUUAUGCAUCAUGUCAUAUCUCUCAGCUCUUUCUGUGUUUUUUCCGGAGUGAAAGAGUGCCAGUAAACACUUUAUAAAACUUGUAUAGACCCAGAGAGUACAAACUACAGCUCAGCACUGACGGCACGGUUUACCUGCUGCCCCGUAAAAACAAGAUGCCAACAGAGCAUUUAAAUAUUGCUGUAUAACAAUUCAACAACUUUAUCUUUGGGUUUUUAUUGAGAUGUUGUGGACGUCAUUGACCUUAUUUAUGACUUCUUGACGUCACAUGCACGAACAUGGAGCACUUGUGAUCAGAUUGGUUGGUUUAUUGAGUUGACGGACAAUUUAUUCAGCGGACAUUGCAUCGUCAUUCUAGCUUCUGGUUUUAAUCAUGUAUUACGGCUACUGUAUAAUUUAAUUGGAGACUCUUAUUUUGAAAGCAGGGAUACUUAAAAGGUGCAGUUUUGUGACAGGCAUUCAAGGACAACCACAUAAUGUUCACAGCUCUUCAGAAUGUAAAAUGAGAGAUCAUACAUUUAUUCUGCACUCCCCAGAGAGAGAUAAGGUCUAUUUAAAGUAUCUUUUGUUAGUUUAACAAAAAAACAUUGUGAUAUUUCCUGCGUAUGUUUGUAAUGAGGCAACAAACACAUGUAAACCGAUUAGUAUACAUGUUUAAUGCAGGUUUAUGCAUCAUGUCAUAUCUCUCAGCUCUUUCUGUGUUUUUUCCGGAGUGAAAGAGUGCCAGUAAACACUUUAUAAAACUCGUACGGCCCCAGAGAGUACAAACUACAGCUCAGCACUGACGGCACGGUUUACCUGCUGCCUCGUAAGAACAAGAUGCCAACAGAGCAUUUAAAUAUUGCUGUAUAACAAUUCAAUAACUUUAUCUUUGUUUUUUUUAUUGAGAUGUUGUGGACGUCAUUGACCUUAUUUAUGACUUCUUAACGUCACAUGCACGUACAUGGAGCACUUGUGAUCAGAUUGGUUGGUUUAUUGAUUGACUGAACAUUUAUUCAUCAGAUAUUGCAUCAUCACUCUAGCUUCUGGUUUCAAUCAUGCAUUAGGGUUACUGCCUAAUUGAAUUGGGAAAGAAUGAAAUCUCCAAAAUGCUGUCAGUGUUACAGCACUCACAUUUGGAGUUUGGUUCUCUUUAGAGAUGCACUGAUUGAACACAGAAUCCACCAAGACAGUUUUUUUUAUAGUCUAUAACUGGAUACUGGAACAUCAACAAAGGCAUGUGACACAUAAGGCAGAGCAUCUGUGUGUUUAUUAUGUAUUUGUGAUCUGAAAAACCAACCAGCAAUUAAAUGAGAAGUAAGAUGGCCGCCCAAAGCUGUCACAAGUAAAAGAAGGAUCAAUGUGUUAAAGAGAAAAAGAGGAACGCUAGAGAACUUUGUUAGACGAAAGACAAGGUCAAGAAACUUUACAGAGAGGUGUUCAGACUGUUGAAAGACGAGCGCGGAACUUGUACAGCCCCAGAGAGUACAACCUACAGCUCAGCACCGACGGCAUGGUUUACCUGCUGCCCCGUAAGAACAAGAUGCCAACAGAGGAUUUAAAUAUUGCUGUAUAACAAUUCAACGACUUUAUCUUUGGGUUUUUAUUGAGAUGGUGUGGACGUCAUUGACCUUAUUUAUGACUUCUUGACGUUACAUGCACGAACAUGGAGCACUUGUGAUCAGAUUGGUUGGUUUAUUGAUUGACUGACAAUUUAGUCAGCGGACAUUGCAUUAUCAUUUUAACUUCUGGUUUCAAUCAUGCAUUGGGACAGUUGACUCAAAAAUAUUUUUUUUUUGUUCACUAUUUACUGUAAAUUCUAAACUUUCAUGAAUUUCUUUCUUCUGUUUAACGCAAAACAAGGUAAUCUGAGGAAUGUUGGAAAAUGCAGACAUUGAGAUCCAUAGUAGGAACAGAACAAAUACUAUGCCUGUCAAUGGCUGUUUAUUUUUUUUUUCCCAACUUCUUCAUUUGUGUCCAACAGAUGAAAGAAAGACAAACGGGUUUGAAAUAAAUGGAGGACGAGUAAAUGAUGACAAAAUUGACAUUUUGGGUGAACUAUCCUUUUAAAGCAGAGAGGAAUUUCUCAUCAUAUGAGCAUCACAUUUAAAACACAUGUGAAACACAAAAAACAUGUGGGUAAAUAUGUCCAAAACCCCAUUUUAUAUGUAUCUUACGUAUGUUCCACAUGUAAUUUUAACAUUUGAAGCUUGUUUGCUUUAUAUUAGAUACAAUUAGAUACAAUGUAAUUUAAAUCAGUAACUGCUCAUGCAUGUAUAGCAUCUCUGGACUGUUUAAAGCAUCGUUGCCUCUAAAUUUUAAAUUGAUAGUUCAGCCUGUGAUGAACAGACAUCUUGUUUACGUAAAUUCAAUAUUUUCAUUCUGUCUGGCCUCGAUAUUAUUUUACAUUUUUUAAAAAAGUAAAUAAAAAAAAUAAGCAAACAGAAUCAGACACGAAAAUCAAGAAUAGUGGAUCACUAUAGGUUGCAUUUAUGCAUUUAGUCCUGGUUCACAUCAUCUUUCAAAGAUAAAGUGAAAAGCAGUCAACACACACAAACAUCAGCCUAAAUUGAACUGUCUUGUUUGCGUAUUCAGUCCUUUUUAGGGUCACACCUUGUGAAUCAUUAUGAUGUUUUUGGUUAGUUUAGAUGCCUUUAGUCUUUGAUGUGUUCAUAUUUCACAUAAACUGCACCAGAGUUCAUUUGAAACCAGACUGAGAUAAUCAUGAUUUUGACCAGGCAACUGAACCAAGUGUGAAAGCACCAGAAGUGGCAUUACAAACAUGUAUGUAUGUGUCAGCUGGUUGAGCUAACGCACUUACAUUAGUCAUGUUUAAAUAUUUGUGGAAAUAUUUUUAAAUGAUCUUUUGCUCACCAGGAUAUCAGUCUGACAAACAUUACAGAAUAAAACUGUACUAUUGUAGAAUGUUAUUAA
This is a messenger RNA of Danio aesculapii, 4946 nucleotides long. It is a transcript of the gene nfe2l2b, whose product is annotated as nfe2 like bZIP transcription factor 2b. Gene Ontology annotation, cellular component: nucleus. Gene Ontology annotation, molecular function: DNA-binding transcription factor activity, RNA polymerase II-specific; RNA polymerase II cis-regulatory region sequence-specific DNA binding. Lineage: Eukaryota; Metazoa; Chordata; Actinopteri; Cypriniformes; Danionidae. The coding region runs from base 50 to 1573 and encodes 507 amino acids. The transcript is spliced from 4 exons. Gene Ontology annotation, biological process: cellular response to oxidative stress; regulation of transcription by RNA polymerase II. The record is from RefSeq and is a predicted model, not a curated record.